UUUAGUGGAGCGAAAUAUUAUAUUAUGUGUCUUCAGUCUUGUUCUGGAGUCUGUACAUUUAUACCAUGAAAUAUUUUAAGGAUUAUCAGUAAAAUGUGUCUGUUUUCCAUUUGAGGCAGAACUUGUAAAAUUUAGAAUACUGAAGGUUUUCAGAUUUGUACGAAUUUUACUAUGGAUAAAAUUCCGGAAAUAGUGAUUGUUAUUAGUGGUAAAAGGAAAUCUGGUAAAGACUAUGUGGCAUCAUUAAUGUGUAAUAGAAUAGGAAAACACUUGUGUAGCAGUGUCCAGUUGUCUGGUCCGUUGAAGAAACAAUAUGCUGAGGAUCAUAAUUUAAAUUUCGAAAAACUUAUGGAUUCUUCAGAGUACAAAGAGAAGUUUAGAAUUGAUAUGAUCAAAUGGGGCGAAGAUAAACGUACAGAAGACCCAGGAUUCUUUUGUCGCCUAGCAAUAUCAAAAGAAGAUUUGAAGACAAUUUGGAUUAUUACUGAUGCAAGGAGGAAAACAGAUGUUGAAUAUUUUAAAGAAAACUAUACAGACAAGACAUUUACAGUGAGAGUAUGUGCAAACGAAAGUAUCAGAGAAUCCAGAGGGUUUAUAUUUACACCAGGUGUUGAUGAUGCAGAAUCUGAAUGUGGACUAGAUGAAGGAAUCCACUGGGACUAUGUAAUCCACAACAAUGAUGAUCAGAAUCAGUUAGACAAAGACAUUGACCACUUAGUGACAAUUGUACCAGAUAAACUAUGUCAUGUGACAUGAUAAAUUUCUAUACAAUUACAAUUGUCUCAGAUUUCGAAGAGAUUAGUACAACACCCUUUGCAUGAAAGUUUUAACUGCUUUAUGAAUUUUGUAAUGGCAAACCAUCACAGAAAACUACAAAAGAAUUCUCAGAUGCAAGUACAGAAGCAUGUCUCCUUCAGUGAACAAGGAUAUGUGUCUGUGUCCGAUAAUGUCCUUCAAACAAACAUACAAAAAAGUUUCAAGUUGACGGACAACAAGUUCAUAUGGUAUACUAAAAUCAACUACAUGGUAAACUAUCUCAGUUGAAACUUUCACUUGAUAUUAGUUGGACAAAUAAACAGCUGGAAGGAUGCUUAGACUGUAAACAGUAUGCCCUGUGUAAACUAGGUGGUGCUUUAAAAAAUUUAUAUUAGACUCUCUACAUUUUUAUACGACCACAAAAGUUGAAAUUUUUUUGGUCGUAUAUUGGUAUCACGUUGGCAUUGUCAGCGCCAUCAUUUGGUUUUUGCACUCUUACUUUAGUAAAAGUAAAGAAAUCUAUGAAAUUUAAACACAAGGUUUAUGACCAUAAAAGGAAGGUUGGGAUUGAUUUUGGGUGUUUUGGUCCCAACAGUUUAGGAAUUAGGGACCAAAAAAAGGCCCAAAUAAGCAUUCUUUUUGGUUUUUGCACAAUUACUUUAGUAUCAGUAAACAGAAAUCUUUGAAAUUUUAACAUAAGGUCUAUGACCAUAAAAGAAAGGUUGGGAUUGAUUUUGGGGGUUUUAUAGUCCGAACAGUUUAGGAAUUAGGGGUCAAAAACAGGUCCCAAAUAAGCAUUUUUCUUGUUUUUUGCACAAUAACUUUAGUAUAAGCUAAUAGAAAUCUAUGAAAUUUUAACACAAGGUUUAUGACCACAAAAGAAAGAUUUUGAUAGAUUUUGGGAGUUUUGGUACCAACGAAUUAGGGGCCAAAAGGGUCCAAAAUUAAACUUUAUUUGAUUUCAUCAAAAAAUGAAUUAUUGGGGUUCUUUAAUAUGCCAAAUCUAACCAUGUAUUCAGAUUCUUAAUUUUUGGGCCUGUUUUCAAAUUGGUCUACAUUAAGGUCCAAAGGGUCCAAAAUUAAACUAAGCUUGAUUUUAACAGAAAUUAUUGGGGUUCUUUGAUAUGCUGAAUCUAAACAUGUACUUAGAUUUUUAUACGACCGCAAAUUUUGAAAAAAUUUUCGUCGUAUAUUGCUAUCACGUUGGCGUCGUCGUCGUCGUCGUCGUCGUCGUCGUCGUCCGAAUACUUUUAGUUUUCGCACUCUAACUUUAGUAAAAGUGAAUAGAAAUCUAUGAAAUUUUAACACAAGGUUUAUGACCAUAAAAAGAAGGCUGGUAUUGAUUUUGGGAGUUUUGGUCCCAACAUUUUAGGAAUUAGGGGCCAAAAAGGGCCCAAAUAAGCAUUUUCUUGGUUUUCGCACUAUAACUUUAGUUUAAGUUAAUAGAAAUCUAUGAAAUUUUGACACAAGGUUUAUGACCACAAAAGAAAGGUUGGGAUUGAUUUUGGGAGUUUUGGUUUCAACAGUUUAGGAAUAAGGGGCCAAAAAAGGGCCCAAAUAAGCAUUAUUCUUGGUUUUCGAACAAUAACUUUAGUUAAAGUAAAUAGAAAUCAAUGAAAUUUAAACACAAUGUUUAUGACCACAAAAGGAAGGUUGGUAUUGAUUUUGGGAGUUUCAGUCCCAACAGUUUAGGAAUUAGGGGCCAAAAAGGGACCCAAAUAAGCAUUUUUCUUGGUUUUUGCACCAUAGCGUUAGUAUAAGUAAAUAGAAAUCUAUGAAAUUUAAACACAAGGUUUAUGACCAUAAAAGGAAGGUUGGUAUUGAUUUUGGGAGUUUUGGUCCCAACAGUUUAGGAAAAAGGGGCCCAAAGGGUCCAAAAUUAAACUUUGUUUGAUUUCAUCAAAAUUGAAUAAUUGGGGUUCUUUAAUAUGCCGAAUCUAACUGUGUAUGUAGAUUCUUAAUUUUUGGUCCCGUUUUCAAAUUGGUCUACAUUAAGGUCCAAAGGGUCCAAAAUUAAACUUAGUUUGAUUUUAACAAAAAUUGAAACCUUGGGGUUCUUUGAUAUGCUGAAUCUAAAAAUGUACUUAGAUUUUUGAUUAUUGGCCCAGUUUUCAAGUUGGCCCAAAUCGAGGUCCAAAAUUAAACAUUGUUUGAUUUCAUCAAAAAUUGAAUAAUUGGGGUUCUUUGAUAUGCCAAAUCUAACUGUGUAUGUAGAUUCUGAAUUUUUGGUCCAGUUUUAAAAUUGGUCUAAAUUAAAGUGCAAAGGGUCCAAAAUUAAACUAAGUUUGAUUUUAACAAAAAUUAAAUUCUUGGGCCUCUUUGAUAUGCUGAAUCUAAACAUGUACUUAGAAUUUUGAUUAUGAGCCCAGUUUUCAAGUUGGUCCAAAUCAGGAUCUAAAAUUAUUAUAUUAAGUAUUGUGCAAUAGCAAGUCUUUUCAAUUGCACAGUAUUGUGCAAUGGCAAGAAAUAUCUAAUUUCACAAUAUUGUGAAAUAGCAAAAUUUUUUUUAAUUAAGAGUUAUCUUUCUUUGUCCAGUAUAGUAAGCAAGAAAUAUCUGCAAGAAUUUUUUUUAAUUGGAGUUAUCUUUCUUUGUCCAGAAUCAACUUAAAUCUUUGUUAUAUACAAUAUACAAUGUAUAUUCACUUUUUACUACCAACUGAUAAAUUUAAAUAAUCUUUACCAUUCAGUGAUAACAAGCAGUUUUUUACAUCUUAAUAUUUUAUGAUGUAUUUUAAUGAGUAGUAAUUGUUGCAAACUCCAUUAGAAUAUUUUAAUUGAAAUUAGUUUUGGAAUAAGGGAAAGGGGGAUGUGAUUAAAAAAUUGGGUUUAAUUUUUCUCAUUUGAAAUUUCAUAAAUAAAAAGAAAAUUUCUUCAAACAUUUUUUUGAGAGGAUUAAUAUUCAACAGCAUAGUGAAUUGCUCUAAGAGAAAACAAAAAUUUUAAGUUCAUUUGAAUACAUUCAUUCUGUGUCAGAAACCUAUGCUGUGUCAACUAUUUAAUCACAAUCCAAAUUUAGAGCGGAAUCCAGCUUGAAUGUUGUGUCCAUACUUGCCCGAACCGUUCAGGGUUCAACCUCUGC
Molecule: messenger RNA, 3835 nt
Organism: Mytilus trossulus (common blue mussel)
Lineage: Eukaryota; Metazoa; Mollusca; Bivalvia; Mytilida; Mytilidae
Product: phosphomevalonate kinase-like
Exons: 4
Coding region: 172-756 (194 amino acids)
Biological process (GO): cholesterol biosynthetic process; isopentenyl diphosphate biosynthetic process, mevalonate pathway
Cellular component (GO): cytoplasm
Molecular function (GO): phosphomevalonate kinase activity
Source: RefSeq, a predicted model, not a curated record